CAAGCCCCUGAGGCCCACAGACCGGCGCCAACGCUGCGUGAUCUUCCAUCUCCAGUUUACUUCCGAUGCUGGCCCUCGCUAUUUUCCCGGGCUCGUCGGCAACAUCUUGGAAUGCCUAGCAUUGAAGUCGUCAUCCGGCGCCGUUGCAUACACGCCGUUAUCAUACUCACCUCAUAACGCGCUGUCUAGCCGACGAAGGUUAGACACACAUUCUCGGGCGGCAACACACCAUCCCAGCCGAAGCUGGCUGCCGCGUCACCGGGCAACAACCAUGUCUAGUUCCAUGGUUACGGAUUCAAAACCGUUCGCUGAACCCGGCCGCUAUUCCACUCCUACAUCACGCCACACAGUGCGUGAUGAACACAACAGCAUCUCGUCUCUCUCAACGCAAGCUAGCAGCCUGGUAACAUCGUCCGAAUACGAGAAGGUACCAGACAUGGAUGAGUCUUGUUUGGACAGCUUUAUUGUCCCAAUAGUAUCACAGGCAACGUCCUCUUUUCGGUCAGGAGACCAGCAUGACAAUUCGGGGCCCCACCAGAGACGGACGGCGAGCGACUCUUAUAUAGGCUUCCCAGUUGACACCGACAAUUGGGGACGAAUCUCUGGAACGGGUAGACCCCCGCAUCUUCGAUACGCUGCGGACGACAUUGACCUGGCGAGCAAGCCUACGAGACAGGUAGAUUAUUUGUCCAACAAUUGGAGGGAAGAGGAUAUCAGGUUAUCGUGGAGAUACACCAUCUCCAAAAGGCAUGAGUUGUCCAACAGUAACCGGUUGGAGAAUGCCUCUUGGAGAACGUGGGCCAGGGCGAGGAAUGACCUUACCAGGAUUUCGCCCGACAAGCUUGGCUGGCUCAAGGAUUGCGAUGUAACUUGGUUGUAUGGUCCCCUGCAGACCGGAUCAAACCGUGUUUGGCAAGCUCACCCCGAACUGUCGAGCUUAAGCCUGCCCAAGGUGGACUCGUCGGUUAGCCUGAGCAGACCCCCAAUUCUCAAGAAGCGAAACGUGUCAAAGCUCAUGUCGCGAAACGUCGCAUCGCGGUACCCUGUCCGAAAGCACAUCCACUUCGACGAACGGGUUCAGCAGUGCAUUUCAGUCGACGCUAAGAGCGACAACACCCAUGAUAUUGGCAAGAAUCAAUGGGAGGACAGCAGCGAUUCUGACGAUGGCAUUAUGAUGAGACGGGUUAGGCCCCAGAGACGAGGCCGCUUGACAAGAAGGAUAUCAGAGGUUGCCCCACAAACGAGCAGCAAGGCUAUUGCCGCACUUCCAUCAACGGCUCUCAAGUGCCGCGCGGAUGAACCUGAACCGGGGGUGGCCACAAAACAUAGCACCGGCGCCUGUGACUGCCCAACAUCUUCAAUAUCAUCUUCGCAGCGCCCACAUCGGUGCCUAAGACGAUGCUCUAAUUACUCCCUGAGCGAGAAGCAGGACGGCAUCGGCAUCGACGCUGAGGGCAGUGGAUGUGACUGGCGUUCACUGUCCCGAAAAGCGGUACAUCGAUCUGCCUCUACGGACAGUCUGCAGAACGAGACCGGUAGGAUGCAUGGAAUCUCCUGCGGCACGUUAAAGCCUUGUGCUGGAGGCAAUCGGUCGAACAAUGGCAACACCACUGGAGGUGUAGCUGGCGCUGUCACCAUGGCUCGCGGCAUCACUCACAACAUUUGGAACGCAGUCUGGAGAAAAUAGUGCUCUUCUGUUGUCUUGUCGCGGAAAGUGCGCUGCGUUGUGUGACACCGGCCCACGUUGUCUUUGGGCAGAGCGGCGACACUCACGGUGCACACUUGAGCGUCCACAGUGUCGACGUCGUUGCAAUUUGGGAGCCAGCUUCUGCUGCACAAUGCUAGCCUGGCUCUGGAUGUGUGUCGCCGCCAGGUCUUCCUGCCCGAGGCCGACAUGUCCUCUUUGGUAGACUUGCGUAAACUGACUCUCAGAGACGCCAUCUCGAAAAAUGAGAAUGUUCGCGGGCAAGCGGCCGUCGUUAUGCUUU
Molecule: messenger RNA, 1988 nt
Organism: Purpureocillium takamizusanense
Lineage: Eukaryota; Fungi; Ascomycota; Sordariomycetes; Hypocreales; Ophiocordycipitaceae
Product: protein phosphatase regulator
Exons: 3
Coding region: 272-1687 (471 amino acids)
Biological process (GO): cellular response to glucose starvation; protein catabolic process in the vacuole
Source: RefSeq, a predicted model, not a curated record